CAACGCUCUACCGCUAGAGAAGUUUCCCAUGCUGCUCAGCUGCGGGUCUUUCAAACAUGGAGGAGAGAGAAAAAGCAACAACAAGGCGAAUUAGGGAAGAACCCAAAGCAGAAGCAAGCGGCGCUGCAACUGGAACGGGGAGACAAGAAGAUUUGGAGGAAGAAGCGGACAGUGAUGCUGACAGUCAGAGGGCCAGAUUGGAUGUCAGUUCUGAUCAGUUUGACCCCCUGUUGGCUCUUUACUCCCACGAUAUUCCUUUGCCGUAUCCCAAUGUGAAAUGUUUUAAUAACUUGGCAGAGUACGAGAGCUUUUUAAAAGGCGGACGGGGGAGAGCUAAACCUGAGAAUGUAGAGAAGAAAAACAAAAAGUCGAAGAAGGGCGUCCCGGAUCCAGAGAGGAUCGAACGUUUGAAAAAGCUUAUGGUUAAUAAUCCUGCGAAUGAAGAAGAGGGGGGCAGCGGUAAGAGGCUUCAUCGCAGGGCAAAGGCACCCAAAAAUGUUCUCACCCGGAUGCCGCUUCACGCUGGUAGUCCCCUGGGAGAGUUGCAUCGCUGCGUUAAAGAAAGGCUUAAGAUCAAAGUGCACAUUCGCACGUUUAAAGGACUGCGCGGGGUGUGCUCGGGAUUCCUGGUCGCGUUUGACAAGUUCUGGAACAUGGCCCUUGUGGAUGUGGAUGAGACUUACCGGAAACCAGUGCUGGGGAAAGCUUUCUACCACGAACCUGCGCUGACCAUCACAAGGCUUUUUGACAGACUAAAGCUGCAGGAAUCUGAAUCGCCCGAGUUUAAGAAGCCCGAUAAGACCCUAACAAAGGAGACGGACGCUUCACAAGGGGUGAGGAAGGAAGACAAACCGGGGAUGGAGCUGCGGAGAUCGCCUAGAAAGUCUUCCUCUUACCCCAAAGGGCAAACCGACACAAAGCCUGCAGAGAAAAGGGCUGCUGAAGCUGGGGAGCAAAGGGAGACUCAGAAGGGAGCGAGCACGGAAAGUGACACAAGAAAAGAAAAGAAGGCAAAAGACAAGCCCACAACAGAUUACCAGCAGGUGCACAGCAGACAUGUGAACCAGCUCUUUAUAAGGGGAGAGAAUGUGCUGCUUGUUAAUCUAGUGGAAUAAAUACUAAAGGCUAUGUACAUAUUAUGUAACUGAGGGCGUGGCAAGUCUGAACCUUCCUUACCAGGUCUUUGUUCUUAAUUGAGCAAAUUAAACCCCAAUCCAGGUCGUGCAGCCUUGUGUAGAAUAGCCCUCCCAGAUCGGAGUUGCUAAUGGCUGAUUUUCCUCUAUCAACUGGCUGCAGGUAUUGAAACAUGGGUGUCCUUCUCCUAUAUAAGUUGUCAGAGUUUCUGUAUACAGAUUGACCCAGAGAGCUCUCUGGUGGUAAACAGCCUACUACUAGUAUAGUACUUCAUCACAAAUCAAGCGCCUGGCAAUUUGAGAAUAAUGUAGUUGGAGUUUUUGAUAUCGCUACAAAGUCAAAAAUAUCAAUCACUCUUUUUAGUUCAUGCUAGUAGCGCUCCAGAUAAGGUUUGGGGUCUGUAAUUUUAAAAUGUAUUUUCAGGGGGUAAAAUGCAGCAUUACCUUGGUCAUAAGUAACCUUGAUAAAUACUGAACACUCUGUAAUGGUAAUGGGGGUAGGCAUUAAAAAAGAUCCUUCCAUAUUAACUGCAAUGCUACUCUGAAGUCCUGUGCAACCACCCAUGUGUUCCUCAAGGUUUUUAUCGGUCAGCACAUUUUUUUCGAGGUAUCGCACUGACUCUGCAAAUUAAUUGUUACUUUUAUUUUAACACUUCUGAACGUGUUAAAACUUCAGUAUAACCCCAUACAGAUAAAUGAAAUAAGGAAAUGCAUUAAUAUGUUAUAAAACAGUAAGUUUAUAGGAACUUUUUAUUAGCGGUUGCCUCUGACAAUUGUUCCAGCUGGAUUUGUAGCUGGACUUGGGUGUUUACGCUUCGACCUGUGUUGCUUUGAAUUCUUCUUUUUCUUACUGUGAUUGGCUACAAAGACAACAGGGCUAGACUUGAGAUUGGAUAAUGUUUGUUGGGCUGGUUUUUCAUGUGCAUAGUUUCCUAGUAACUGAAGACAUUAUAUUCUAGGAGAUGUAGUUAGUGAAAGUUUUAGGGGAGGCGGGAGGGGAGGCAGACAUCCCGGUCCUGCAUGUUUUAUUAAGUGUCUUUACAUCAUAAGUGACUAAAGAUCUGGAAUAACUGGUUCAAUUAAGUAAUUGAGAAAUUGGUUGGAAGGAAAACCAGAGGACCCCGUGGCUCUCAAGGACCAGGGUUAGAGACCCCUUCAAUAGAGGAUAUCAAAUGACUAUAAGGUAAUACUUUAGAUCGGUGGUUCUUAAUCCUGGUCCUGGUGGACCACUGCCCUGCUGGUUUUUGUUCCAACCAAGUGCUCGUUUACAUAAUUGAACCCUUAAUUUGUCUAAUCUGAGCUUUUUAAUUAUUUUAAACAUGGAGGUUUCACUUUAGGUAUACAAUUGUAUAAUUAAAACUUUUUAUAAGCUGCUCUAUUUAAAAAGUCAAAUUAAGCUAAUUAUUAGUUCAGUUAAGG
Polyodon spathula (Mississippi paddlefish) is the source of this 2552-nucleotide messenger RNA. RefSeq names its product U7 snRNA-associated Sm-like protein LSm11. The record is from RefSeq and is a predicted model, not a curated record. The transcript is spliced from 4 exons. NCBI's taxonomy places the organism in Eukaryota, Metazoa, Chordata, Actinopteri, Acipenseriformes, Polyodontidae. Gene Ontology annotation, cellular component: U7 snRNP. Gene Ontology annotation, biological process: mRNA 3'-end processing by stem-loop binding and cleavage. Gene Ontology annotation, molecular function: U7 snRNA binding. The coding region runs from base 57 to 1115 and encodes 352 amino acids.